This is a messenger RNA of Fusarium pseudograminearum CS3096, 2766 nucleotides long. RefSeq lists its product as uncharacterized. The transcript is spliced from 3 exons. The record is from RefSeq and is a predicted model, not a curated record. Gene Ontology annotation, biological process: cytoplasmic microtubule organization; microtubule nucleation; meiotic cell cycle. Gene Ontology annotation, molecular function: microtubule minus-end binding; gamma-tubulin binding. Lineage: Eukaryota; Fungi; Ascomycota; Sordariomycetes; Hypocreales; Nectriaceae. Bases 1 to 2766 code for a protein of 921 amino acids. Gene Ontology annotation, cellular component: centrosome; mitotic spindle pole body; equatorial microtubule organizing center.
AUGUCUUCCGGCGCACCACGACCAUCGGGCCGAACAAGCGCCAACGACUACCGCGACGAAAGGCCCCGCGGUUCAGCGGCCAACCUCAAGAGCGAUCGCUCCGAUCCUCGCAAGGGUCCUUCGCCCCAGCCCAACUUUUCAAGUGCUCAUAAGCGUUCAGCGUCAGUAAAUCCAAGGGCUACGAGUCGCCAUGACGAGGAACGUCGAUUCGAGUCACGGAGGGUGACAGAGCGCACCUUUGAAGCUCAGCUUGAGCGUUUGGUCCCACGAACCACGAGCCCAGAACGAGCACAUCGACGCAAUGCUGCAUCAGAGAGUAGAAAUACGUCCAAAGCACCCAAGAAUGAUAUCCCAGAUGCUAGGCAGUCCAGAGCUGGAGCUGAGACCCCGCAGGUACCAUGGAACCCCGAAGCAACCCUCCUACCACAUACAACAGCACCAUUGGCCUCUCGAAUAUCCAUACCUCCACUCGCUUCGACCAUACCACAAGCGCCCCAGCCAAAGCCCCUAGGCGAGCUAAGCCUGGAGCUCCAAGAAGCAGCUAUAGUAGAGGACCUCCUCUUUGUCUUCAUGGGAUAUGAAGGGCAGUACAUCAGAUUCGCCAAGGGAUAUAACCCAAACGAAGAACGAGACAGAUUAUCAGGACCCAGUUUCAGAACGUUGCCUGGCCUUGACCCGAGUCUGCAGGACCUGACUCAAUCAAUGCUCAGGAUGGCAACGUAUUAUGUCGCCCUUGAAGCUUUCGUCGACGUCCAGAGUCGAGAGGAAUUCGGGUCCGUGAACCACGCUCUUUGCGCAUCAAUACGCAAGUUUCUGCAAGACUACCUUGUCAUGAUAGCGCAGCUGGAGACACAAUUCCUCACAAGCGACACAUUCACUGUACAUGUGCUCAACAUCCAUACCAUGUCUACCAGUCAAAUGAUGCUACAGCUUUACUCGCUCGCUCAUGAACUACUCAAAAAGAAUGCCCUGCUUGAUGAUGAAACCGAUGAAUCUGAGGAUAGUGGUGGUGAUGAUUUCGAGAACAUCCUCGAAACACUUCGAGAUGGAGGCGAAUUGGUGCCAGGAAACAUGACUGGCAAAAAGAUAUGCAAAGGAGGUGUGGUUCUUGGUUUGAUAACAAAGCGCCUGGAGUCCUUGUCGGGCGAUCCAUCAGCUCGAGCGUUGUUAACGACCCUACUAAGGGAUGCCAGCAAGCCCUAUAUGAAUAUGCUUAACGGAUGGCUCCAUCAUGGUUCUAUUCAUGACCCUCACUCGGAGUUCCUUAUCAAGGAGCAGAAGAGCAUUCGUCGCGAAAGGCUGGAGCAAGAUUAUACUGAUGAAUACUGGGAGAGGAGAUACACAAUACGAGACCACGACGUUCCGCCGCAACUCGAAGGAGUCAAGGACAAGGUCCUACUAGCUGGAAAGUACUUGAACGUUGUCCGCGAGUGCGGUGGAGUUGAUGUCAGCAAGGUUGCGAAAGACGUCCCAGCUUCCUUCGACGACAACAGAUUCCUCGAGAACGUCAAUAACGCUUAUGCCCAUGCCAACGAAUCCCUCAUGCAACUGCUCCUUACAGCUCACUCACUACCCGCGCGCCUACGCUCUCUGAAGCAUUACUUCUUCCUUGACCCAUCCGACUACUUUUCCUACUUCCUCGAACUGGGCGCUUCAGAAUUGCGUAAACCCGUCAAGUCCGUUAAUACCGGAAAACUGCAAUCUCUACUGGACCUUGUUUUGCGUCAGCCUGGAAGUCUUGUGUCCCUUGAUCCGUUCAAAGAGGAUGUCAAGGUCGAGAUGAAUGAGACUAUCCUCACAAAAGCUUUGCAACGUGUUGUUAACAUCACUGGUAUUGAGCAGGGCGAGGCGCUGCAGCCUCUUGCUAAUCAACCUGUUGAUAACGACAAGAAUGCUGUCGGCUUCACAUCUCUGCAGCUAGAUUACUCUGUCCCGUUCCCUGUGUCGCUCGUCAUCAGUCGAAAGACCGUCUGGCGAUACCAAGCUCUCUUCCGUUACCUCCUUUCCUUACGCUAUCUAGAGUCGCAACUAUCGACUACUUGGCAAACACAGACCCGGGGUGUUAGCUGGGCACACAAGGGCGGCUCGAGAAAACUCGAGAUCUGGAAACGACGCGUUUGGACGCUUCGUGCUCGUAUGUUGGUUUUUGUCCAACAAUUACUCUACUUUUGCACAGCUGAGGUCAUUGAGCCGAACUGGAACAAGUUCAUGUCUCGCUUAAAGACAAAGGAUGAGAGCCUUGAUUCAAGCUUGGGGGUUUCGACGCGGACUGUCGAUGAGCUUAUGCAGGACCAUGUCGACUUUUUGGAUACAUGUCUCAAGGAAUGCAUGCUCACCAACAGUAAACUACUAAGGAUCCACUCCAAACUCAUGCAGACAUGCACAAUCUUCGCUGCCUACACAAACUGGCUCACCCGCGAGCUCGAAAAGUCAGACCCAGACCUUUCAGGCACGAACAAACCCUCAACCAUGACGGCAGACCAGUGGAAGCGCUUCCAAAUGACCAAAGCAGUGCAACGCGGCUCCACAUCAGCCCAAGGUGACUCUGCCGGAAGCAGUGAAGCUGAUGCUCGCAUUGAUAAUCUUUUUGAGAUUAUUCGGAAAUGGGAGAGCAACUUCAGUCGUCAUCUACAAAUCUUGCUUGAUGCGCUUAAUCACUAUGCUGCGACGGAGACAGUGGUGCUGCUGAGUCUUUGUGCGCGCUUGAGUACCGCGAACCAAGGAACAGAGUAUGCUGGUCUGCGGCAGGAAGAAGAGUCAACUUAG